AGCUGGUUGAGAGAUGUCCGACAGCUCCAGUGACACGGAGUCGUCCUGCGGAUGGACAGUCAUUAGUAAUGAGGGUUCGGAUAUUGAAAAUCUGGGGCCGGAUUACGCCGGAGAGUGUGAGGAUGGAGCGGUUAUCCACGCUCUGGACGUACCUGAUGCCAAGCAGGGUGAGGAGAGUUUGGGAGAGUCUUCACUAGACCUCACACUGAGAGAGGAGGCGGAACCGGCCCAAGAGGCGGGUGGAGAAGAACAUGUGAUCCUUUGCUCCUCCAGUGAGAACUCUGACAUCAUCACCCUGGCGGACUCUCAGGAGGCGGAGAUUGACGCGUGGGAGGAGCCUGUUGCUAAGGAGGCGGAGGAGGAAGCAGGAAGUGAGGAGCUCUAUCUCGGAAGCUCGUCGAGCAGCCAGUACACGUUUAGAGAGUCAGAGACAACAGACUGGUGUUGGAGCAGAUGGGGAUUUUCCAGGACGCUGUGGGAAUAUGGCAGCCAUCUGCACAGCUCUCUCUCUCUCUCAGUUUUCCCAGCGGAUCAGCCUGUGCAGCGAGACGGCGGUAACAGCAGCAGUGAGGAUGAGGAGGGUGAGGUGAAGGCCAGUCCUGUGGUGAGGAGACGCAGAGUGAGGAGGAGCACCGCCGGCUCAGAGCCUGGAGACCCGCAGGAGCCCCACAGGAGACAGGAGGAGGUGCUGCGUCUCAAAACAACUCAUCACUCCAGCAUUUACUCAAUACAGAUCAGAUAUAUAUCAGAUAUGAAUAUAAAUUAA
Messenger RNA from Sinocyclocheilus rhinocerous, 766 nucleotides. RefSeq names its product cell cycle progression protein 1-like. The record is from RefSeq and is a predicted model, not a curated record. Bases 14 to 766 code for a protein of 250 amino acids. The transcript has 7 exons. NCBI's taxonomy places the organism in Eukaryota, Metazoa, Chordata, Actinopteri, Cypriniformes, Cyprinidae. Gene Ontology annotation, cellular component: membrane.